AUGGCAUCCAUCGUACCCUCCAUGCGGGCGAGGGCUCCCCAAUUUGCCCACUAUGUUGCCAGAUCAUCUUCCAGACCGUUCUCGACAUCGCUUCGCUCCGUGCGACAGGGACCAGGAACCGGUGAAAACUUCGAGCAAGCCAACGAUCCUUCCGGACGAAAGCUGACUCCGAAUGUCUCUAAGACGGAUGAGAUACCGACUGACGCGAUGGGUAAUCGAGACGCCCCUCUACAAGAGCUGGUUUCGGUGGGAGAACAUCAGAGACGAAUGCAAGCCCCGAAUAGAGAAAAGCCUUGGUCGGGAAAUCAAAUGCCCAGAGAGCUUGCGAUGACAGGCCCACGAUUUGAGCAGACAAUUAUUGAAACUCAGCCGCGGCCUUUUGCUGCGAUUGAACUUAUCCACAAACAACCCAUACGAUGGGUAGAUUCGAAGAGCGUGGCAUGCGACGGCGGCGGUGGGCCGCUGGGUCAUCCCAAGAUCUUCAUCAAUGUGGACAAACCCCAGAUUUGUUGGUGCACAUAUUGUGGAUUACCAUACGCCAAGAAGGAGCAUAAAAAGUAUCUCGAAUCGCUGCCAUCAACAUCAUAUCCUCUCGCACCAACGGGUGAUCCAGCUCAGGUCGAAAUGCCAGCGACACCCAGCCAAAAAGGAGAGAUCCAGGGUCAUUAUCCAAUCUUGAAGGGUGAGCAUGAAGCUGAAAGUGUGGACCAUCAGCCGCUCCAGCAACGAUGA
Molecule: messenger RNA, 732 nt
Organism: Rhinocladiella mackenziei CBS 650.93
Lineage: Eukaryota; Fungi; Ascomycota; Eurotiomycetes; Chaetothyriales; Herpotrichiellaceae
Exons: 3
Coding region: 1-732 (243 amino acids)
Biological process (GO): mitochondrial electron transport, NADH to ubiquinone
Source: RefSeq, a predicted model, not a curated record